AAGUUUUGAAAUAUUAUAUCCGAUGACAAAGCAGUGCUUUAUAAUAGCGGUGACGAAGUUUGUGUGCCAAGUCAGAAGACAAUAGCUAAUUGAGCUAUACUUUAAAACACUGCGGUUAUGAUUAAGUUAAACUAAUAUAAUUACAGUUUAAAUCUUUAAAACGUAAACAUUGAUGAGUUUGUGUGUGUUUUCUUAAGAAAUUGUGGUAUUUUUUACUCAUAAAGCGAUAAAAUGUUAAACAUUCAUACAUUUGUCUUUAAGAUAAUAUUUGGAUUAAGUUUAGUUGGUUCUACUUCAACACAAGAUUGCACAUCCGGUACGGCUGAUAUCGUCUUCGUCGUGGACGAUUCUCAUUCUGUCCAGCGCUCCAACUACGAGCUGGUGAAAGACUUAAUAGUUGAUAUAGUGAACACGUUAACAAUCGGGCCUGACGCCGUGCAGAUUGGAUAUGUUCGAUUCUCUUCUACAGUAGGACACGAGUUCUACUUGAACAGUUACAACACCCAGGCGGCUGUUGUCAAGGAUAUAUCUGGAAUUAAGUUUAAAGGUGGUGGUACUGACAUCACACGAGCCCUGAGUAAGGCCCGGGAAGAGCAGUUUACGUCCACUAGAGGUGCCCGAGACUCCGCUCAGUGGGUGAUUGUUCUCAUCACUGACGGUACCUCUACAAAUGUCGAAGCCGAGGCUGAGAAUGUCAAAGCAGCAGGGAUCAAGAUAAUUUCCCUGGGAAUCGAUGAAGCUGAUGAAACUCUCCUGAAGUCCAUAUCUGAUGCUUUCUUCUACAUUGUGGACUUUGAUAAUCUUGGCGAUAUUAUUGGAAGUCUUGUGACAGCCACUUGUGAAGCAACCCAAGAGCCCGCUUUACCCUGCGCGUCUGGUCCUUGUCAUAACAACGGUUCAUGUACAGACGUAGGAACGGACAACUUCACCUGCUCCUGUCUUGCAGAAUACACCGGAAUAUUAUGUGAAUCAGUGUACGAUCCGUGCGAUGAAUCGCCAUGUCUUCAUGGCGGUGUGUGUAACUCCACGGGCAUCAUUUACGACUGCGACUGUCCAGCAAAUUACCAGGGAACCAACUGUGAAACAGAUGUGAACGAGUGUAAUACAGGUGCGCAUGACUGUGUCCACAUCUGCAACAAUACAGAUGGGGGCUACAUCUGCUCUUGUGAUCCAGGGUUCAGUCUCAAUUCGAACGGAAAUUCAUGUGAUGAUGUGAAUGAAUGCCUAACAAGCGCUCACACGUGUGUCCAAGGAUGCAACAACACUGUUGGAAACUACACCUGCUAUUGCUGGGAAGGAUAUGUCCGGGACGAUGUGUUAAACACAUGUAUUGAUAUCAAUGAGUGUAUGAGCAACUCCACCAACGACUGUGCACUAGGAUGUGAGAACCUGCCAGGCUCCUAUACGUGUACCUGCGAGCAAGGGUCCAUGUUUAACCAGACAUCCAGGGCCUGUGAAGACUUGGACGAAUGUACAGACGGUAGCCACACCUGUGAACAUCAGUGUGACAACACAGUCGGGAGUUACACCUGCAGUUGUCAUGCUGGCUUCUCUCUCGACAGAAAUAAUAGUACCUGUUCAGACAUUGACGAAUGCGUGUCUGAGACGGACGACUGUAGUCAACUUUGUACAAACAUUGAGGGCGGUUUUACAUGUAGCUGUACACAGGGAUAUCUCCUUGACGAGGAUAACAAAACAUGCUCGGAUGAGAACGAAUGUGCAGUCAACAAACACAACUGUGACCAGCUGUGUUUCAACAUCGAGGGGAGUUUUACAUGCGGCUGCACAGAUGGAUACAGUUUGAAUGAUGACAACACAACAUGCUCAGACGUUGACGAAUGCGUGUCUGAGACGGACGACUGUAGUCAACUUUGUACAAACAUUGAGGGCGGUUUUACAUGUAGCUGUACACAGGGAUAUCUCCUUGACGAGGAUAACAAAACAUGCUCGGAUGAGAACGAAUGUGCAGUCAACAAACACAACUGUGACCAGCUGUGUUUCAACAUCGAGGGGAGUUUUACAUGCGGCUGCAUAGAUGGAUACAGUUUGAAUGAUGACAACACAACAUGCUCAGACAUAGAUGAAUGUGGUCUGGAGACGGACGACUGUAGUCAGCUGUGUACCAACAUUGAAGGUGGUUUUAUUUGCAGCUGUAAACAAGGGUAUCUUCUCAAUGAAGACAACAAAACAUGCUCGGAUGAAGACGAGUGUAAAGUUAACACGCACAAUUGUGGCCAGCUGUGUUUCAACACCGAUGGUAGUUUUAACUGUGGUUGCAGGGAUGGAUACCUUUUAACUGAUGACAACACAACGUGUGUAGACCUUGACGAAUGUUUACAAAAUACAUCAGGGUGUGAACAAACAUGUACUAACACGGAAGGAAGUUUUAAUUGUUCCUGUAACUCUGGAUAUAUUCUGCAAGAUGACCUCAGGCUUUGCGCUGAUGUAGACGAAUGUUUUGAUGAUCAAUACCAGAGGUGUAGCCAGAUAUGUAUCAACAGCCAGGGAAGCUACUCCUGCAGCUGCGAUGAUGGAUUCGUAUUAAACACCGAUAGAUUUGCCUGUGAUGAUACUGAUGAAUGCGCCUUAAAUAAGGGUGGGUGCUCCCAUAUUUGUAACAACACGAUUGGAAGCUUUGAAUGCAACUGCAACAGUGGCUAUACUCUCAACACAGACCAAAGAACGUGUAGAGAUAUAGACGAGUGCCACCUGAACACCGAUGACUGUGCCCACGAGUGUACAAACAAGAACCCGUUUUACUCGUGCUCCUGUCAGCAGGGAUACCUGACGUUUGACGACGGCAGAACCUGCUUAGAUGCCGACGAAUGUGCCCGAAAUGUAGAUGGAUGUAUGCAGGAAUGUAAUAAUACUGUGGGUAGCUUUCUAUGCUCUUGCAAUACGGGCUACCAACUGGAGAGCGAUCUCAAAUCGUGUCGAGAUGUGGAUGAGUGUACCGAAGGAGGCCACCAGUGUUAUCAAACAUGUAUUAACAACGAAGGCAGCUAUACUUGUGACUGUCUUAAUGGUUAUAAACUUGGCGUUGAUGAAAGAUUCUGUGCAGAUGUGGACGAAUGUGCUCUUGAAAUCCACGACUGUGGACAAGUUUGUACAAAUAGGAUCGGCACAUACCAAUGUUCGUGUCAUACCGGGUUUGAACUUCUUGUGGACGGCAAAACAUGCUCUGACAUUGACGAAUGUGCCCUCCGUACCAGUGAUUGCAAACAAACGUGCAACAAUACUGUAGGCAGCUACCAGUGUGGCUGCUUUGUGGGAUUUUACUUGGAACAAGACGGAGUAUCUUGCCAAAACAUUGACGACUGUAUCGGUGUAAGCUGUGUUCACGGUUCAUGUAAGGACGGACUUGCAGCUUACAACUGUGUCUGCUUUUCUGGAUACACCGGAAGCCUUUGUGACAGAGAAAUAGACGAGUGUAGCUCGAAUCCUUGCCAAAAUAAAGGAACUUGUCAGGAUUUGAUAGCCGGUUAUGAUUGUUUCUGUACAGAGGGUUAUGCAGGUCGGAUGUGCGAAACAGACAUUAAUGAAUGUACGAGCGGCCCAUGCCUUAACGGCGGCGUAUGUGUUGACCAUGUAAAUAUGUUCUCGUGCAAUUGCACGGGCUCAGGGCACGAGGGAAACCUUUGUCAAACGCCUGAAUUAUUUUUCUCCGAUAGAAACUAUGAUUUAAUUCGGACAGCCGUGCCUGCCGCAGCUGGAGGACUUGCUUUAUUGUUGACCAUGGCAUUUUGUUUCGUUUUGAUACGACGACGACGAAAAGAAAAGAAAGAGCUUAUACUAAACGAUGAAAAUCCAAGGAGAAACAAGGAUGCCAUUGACGGCGAACUGUUUGCAGAUGUUUCCAACGUAACGGUUGAAUCAUGGACUAGAUUUUAGAACUGUUGUUAUAAGUCAACUGUACGAUUGGAAGUUAUACUAGAAGCGAUAAACAUAUUUCAUUGGAUCUUUACUCUUUAUGUCAUUUUUGUCUGGAAAUUGUCCCAAUAACUUGACUGAUCUCAGCUUUUAUAUGUACAAAAGUGUCAUGUUUUAUUAGAUUUUAGUGUACAUUUUAAAUAAGCAUUGCUCAAUUUUCUAACAUCCAGUUGAUAUCUUAUGCGUCAUUAUCAACAGCAUAUCAUUGUUGAGCUAUUUUCAUGUGUGUUAAUGUUUAUGAGUGACUGGGUGCUUACUGGUUUGGGUUGGCAUUAAUGAAUAAUACUACCACACCGUCA
Mya arenaria is the source of this 4229-nucleotide messenger RNA. Its product is annotated as fibrillin-2-like. The coding region runs from base 232 to 3891 and encodes 1219 amino acids. The record is from RefSeq and is a predicted model, not a curated record. Lineage: Eukaryota; Metazoa; Mollusca; Bivalvia; Myida; Myidae. Gene Ontology annotation, molecular function: calcium ion binding. The transcript is spliced from 30 exons.